Molecule: messenger RNA, 3476 nt
Organism: Cottoperca gobio
Lineage: Eukaryota; Metazoa; Chordata; Actinopteri; Perciformes; Bovichtidae
Gene: errfi1a
Product: ERBB receptor feedback inhibitor 1a
Exons: 4
Coding region: 233-1585 (450 amino acids)
Biological process (GO): negative regulation of epidermal growth factor receptor signaling pathway; regulation of keratinocyte differentiation
Source: RefSeq, a predicted model, not a curated record
GCUAGACUUAUCUUAAAAGUGUCACAGUUUAACAGGAGCGCCUCCAAUUCGCUGGCGUCCUGUACCUGAUGCAAUCAGAAGAACACAGACUCAAAUCAAAAGAAACCGAGGAGCUAUAAUUCACCAAAGAGGAGUCUAUAGGAGUGAGUCAGCGGAGGAGAACUGCGAAGUUAUUUAGGUACACCAGAAGCGGGGGCAGCCAGCCGGGCGAUCUGAGUGUUUCCUGACUUUGAUGCGACCCGAGUGUGCCUGGAGCAUGUCCACAGUGGGCCUGACUGCCCAGGAGAUCUCUUUUCCCAUAGAAAUCCCCUUCCUGAGGGGCAGCUACUGUCACAGCAUGGCUGGAUCCAAACCCUCCUGGAACUAUCGCCAUGAGCUGGACAACUUCUACUUCAGUAUGGACACUGCACACUCUGAUCACAGCUCUCGUGCCCAGCAUAAUGGGCCACCUCCACCUUCUUUAAGUUAUGAGAGACACAAACACAGUCCCAGCUCACAGAGAUUACCUCCUAAGAAGUCCCGGCCCUCCCAUCUCUCCCUGUCCUGCAGUGCUGAACCAUCCACCCCAAGUCCUGCUGAUGACGACCAGGUGGUCCCCUCAUUCCAGAGGCUCUCUGUGUACGAGUGCAGCAGUCCACCACAGACGCCAGGCAGAUGCUCCAAGCCUCUGCCCCCCAUUCCUCCACACACGGACAUCUCCCCUGAGCAGGCUAUGGACAAUGAGGUAGAGUUUUUCACAAGUUCAGACGACAGCUGCUGCCUGGUGUCUGAUCAGUGUCCCAAAUCUUCUCCUUUUCGAUAUGGAGUCCCGAGUCGAAGGAGCUUCAGGAACUGCGGCCAGAUUAACUAUGCUUACUAUGAUGGUCCAUUAGGGCCGCAAAGUCCGAGACAGCCCCCACAGCAGCAUCAGGCACAACCUCCACAGGAAGUGCGGGAACAGUAUGAGCAGCAGCGACAGGAACCACCUGAGCCAGUGGUCUGUCAGAGACAGCAGGACAAAGCUCAGAGGAGGCUGCGACGCUCGCACUCUGGCCCAGCUGGAUCCUUUAACAAGCCCUCACUGCUGCGCCUCACGUGCCACAAACGCCACACUCAAAGUAUGGAUAAGCCCGAGAUGCCACCCCCUAUCCCUCCACGGACAAUCAAGGCAGGAGACUGCCGCCGCUGGUCAGCAGAGGUCUCGUCUGGGGCUUACAGCGACGAGGACAAGCCACCCAAGGUGCCCCCAAGGGAACCUUUGUCCAGAAGCAGCUCCCGCACCCCCAGCCCCAAGAGCCUCCCAACAUACAUUAACGGGGUGAUGCCCCCAACCCAAAGCUUUGCACCGAAUCCUAAGUAUGUAAGCCGGGGUUUACAGAGACAGAACAGUGAGGGCUCCCCCUGCAUUCUCCCUGUUAUGGAGAACGGCAAAAAGGCCAGCGCCACACAUUACUAUCUCCUGCCUCAGCGGCCCGCUUUCGUGAACUCUCCUUAUGUAGAGAGAUUUCUUCGGGUCAUGGACAGCCCUGCAGCUCGUAAUAAAGAUGUAUCAGAUUCAGACUGGGACUGUCACGCCAGGACGAAAGCACAUGUGGAUUCAGUUUGAAAUAUUUUAGUGGAAGUCUACUGUACAUGAGCAGAAACCACUUGAAAGAAAUGGUGAAACUGGACGCUUACGACCCUCAAACUGCUGCUUUUACUUAUUUUAAUUUUUUUAACCCCUAUGUAUUCUGAACACACAGGGUAUGUGCGCACUGUUUUCAGUUACUGGUACUGUUGGAAUAGCUAUCACAACCGAGAUACUUUAUGUAAAAACUGUAUCUCUGUCUAUAGAUUGUGGGCAAAAUUCAACAUUGUAGAGCUUAUUUUUUUUACAUGAUUUUUAUUUCAUGACAUUCAAUAUCGUGCUGUUUUUGCUGAUGUGAUGCAAUCAGAUGGUACAAGCGGGCCUUGAACCGCUCAGUAUUUUCUGUGUCUGGAAGGUUGAGGAUAUUUUAUGAGAUGCAUUGACGCUGCUUUUGUAUCUCACAAGGGACUAAAGGUCAGUAAUGUAACACUUAAUAUAUGAAGUCUAAAUACAAGGCCAAUUAAUUGUUUUAACUAAAUGAAGGAUGCUAGCAGACAAAUCUCUUUUCUGUUUGCUAUUAUUUAUCAACAUUGAUAUGGUUCUCCUGCCUUGAUUAAGUUCAGUCUUACUCAGUCCACUAUAUAUGUGUAAAUAUGUUUCCCACAUGGUACAUUUUGUACUAAGAGGUGGGUACAUUACUGGUAGCUACGCAUGUUUCCAUUGGAAUGUCUAGUGCAGCUUAUAUAGUGUAGUUGUCUGUUGAGGUGUGUGUAUGUGUUUGUGUGUAUGUGUUUGUGCAUACGUGCAUGUGAACAGCAGUUCAUUAUCCGGUGAGACUUUAUAAAAAAAAACUUUCUACAAUUGGUAGACAACGGUCAACCAUACUUGUUACUGUGCUCUGCUUAUUUGCGGCGCCUGCUUUUGAGUACAGCCCUCUAAAAAGUGAUUGCUUUCUUUCAGUGUCCAGGUCUGUUUUGUUGCACAGAAAUUGGCCUGUUGAACAUUAAGUGAAUGUAUGCUAUUCUUACUGAAAUUACAUCAAACAGUUGGAGGAGCUGAUUUUUGGUCAAGCUGUGAGUCAUUGCGCAGAACUAAUUUGCCCCACGUACUACCUCCAUUUUCAAUUUGAAUCCUAUAUUUCACAUAAUCCCCAUUUAAUGAAAGCAAAAUCUAAAAUUCUAAUCUACAAGAGAUAAGGUAACCAGCUCUUUUUGUGACCUGAUACACAGUUUUAAUUCAGUUAAGAGUAACACAAAGUAAAUUGUAACCGGAUAUCCUUAAAUAGAGAUUUUUUAUCACGCAGAUCUUGGAUCACAGAUGUUAGGCUAACCUGUUAAUACAGACGCAUUACAAAGACAGUGCAGGGUUUACCUACCUGACACAGACUUUCCUGUUCUGCUCAUGCAUUCCUGCCUUACAUGAUUGCGGUGGGUGUGGCCUGAGAGACUUUGGCUGCUGGCAGCCUAGAAAAUAUAUGAAUUUUAUUGUUGUAGAUUAUUCAAGAAGUGUUGAGGAUGAUCUAGUAAAUGUAGCACAUGUAUUGAAGUAACCCUUGGUAUCGAACACGGUGUUCAGUUUGGGAAACAACUGCUAAGGUCAAACGGUCAUUGAAAUAUACUUUUUCUCUCCCUCCUGCUCACAAAACCUUGCCAACUCAAUGUUGCUUUUGACUUAAAUGUCUGAAAAAAAUGUUUACAUCAUACACUGAUACUAUUUAAUCUUAAGGUAUUCAUAUGUCUUAUUAGAAAUAAUAAAAUUGAAUGAAGACUAGUUUAUCAAGAAAUAACUUCUCUGCUGUGGUGAAGACAUGCACUGGGAGAGCACAGUAUGCUGUGUACAGUAUUUAACAAUUCCAUUUGUUAUGAAUAGUUGAUGAGUGUAUAUAGUCUUUAAAAAGAAAGCAAAAUAAAAUGACUUAUUUAUGAGCCUG